Messenger RNA from Pleurotus ostreatus (oyster mushroom), 861 nucleotides. RefSeq lists its product as uncharacterized. The record is from RefSeq and is a predicted model, not a curated record. The transcript has 6 exons. Gene Ontology annotation, biological process: cellular response to oxidative stress; cellular response to carbon dioxide. Lineage: Eukaryota; Fungi; Basidiomycota; Agaricomycetes; Agaricales; Pleurotaceae. The coding region runs from base 1 to 861 and encodes 286 amino acids. Gene Ontology annotation, molecular function: carbonate dehydratase activity; zinc ion binding.
AUGAAACUACCUUCCCUUCGCCUUUUCGCUGCAUCGAGCUUGCUUUUCGUCUCAUCUCUCUCACUAAUUUCACUCGCUCACCCCAUACGCUCGUUACAAGCUGUCGAAUCGACUUCUUUUUCUCAAAAUUCGGAUAUCCAACAUCUACUCGCAGGGAAUGCCAAAUUCCGCGCCGAAAUAAACAAGGAGCAUCCAGGAUUCCUGAACUCCUCGGGAAAUAGCGCACAAGGUAUAGCACCUCCUCAGGCACUAGCCAAACUCAUCUACUCGGUGAGGCUCUUCCACAUUACAUCAUCCUGCGCGCAUCCUCUGACUUGGCUUGGCUUGGACAGGGUUAGCGAGGGCACGAUAUUCCAUUCCCUUCCAGGGGAGCUAUUCGCUGAACGCAACAUCGCGAACCAAUUCCGUGAAUCGGACACCAACGCAGAAGCAGCCCUAAUCUACGCUAUUGAACACCUUGGCGUCAGCCAUAUUCUCGUCACGGGCCACUACGGAUGCGGAGGUGUUGCGACAGCUAUUGCAACAGCGUUCUCGCCGCCAGAUAUGACCGAUCCCAUACAACGUUUCAUCCAACCGAUACGAAAGUUGUAUCUCAACUCGGACAGGCACGUUCCAGAUAUCCCGCCUGAAAUCGAAAAACUGCGGGAGCAGAACCGACGAACUCGACCCGUCCCAACACCAGAGUUGCACGAGCCCGGUUUCCGAGCCCUCGUCGAGGAAAAUGUGAAAGUCAAUGUUGAGCGGAUACUCAAAGCAGCCCGAUCCGUCCACGAGAGCGGGAAGGAUGUGUAUGUUCAUGGUUGGGUAUAUGACAUGGAAAACGGGAGGAUCCUCGACUUGGAAGUCAGUGUCAAGGUUUAG